This is a messenger RNA of Hydractinia symbiolongicarpus, 3208 nucleotides long. RefSeq names its product protein Jumonji-like. Gene Ontology annotation, molecular function: DNA binding. The transcript is spliced from 2 exons. NCBI's taxonomy places the organism in Eukaryota, Metazoa, Cnidaria, Hydrozoa, Anthoathecata, Hydractiniidae. Bases 31 to 1326 code for a protein of 431 amino acids. The record is from RefSeq and is a predicted model, not a curated record.
UUUAAUUUUUAUAUAAAUAAAGCUAAGACUAUGCGAAAAACAAGAAAAACCUGUACAGAAAGACUUGCUAUCUCAGAGGCGAAAAAGCAAAAAACAUACCCUCUUGCACAGAGAAAGUUUGCGUCUGCUUAUCCAUCCAGUCCAAGCCAAAAGGAAGUUGAAACAUUACCAAAAAGGCCACCUCCUAAAGCUGAAGAUUUUAUUGAAUUUCUAUGUGUACGUCAUGCACCAUUUAUGUCACAAGAGUUGGAAAUUUUUACAAAGCCACUUGUUACAUCGCAUUCCAACUCUGAUGAUGAACUUUUUGAAGACAAUAAAAUUGAAAAUGUAAGUCAAAAUGAAAAUAAAUUGCAGAUGGAUCUUGCGUUUAACCCUAAGGUGAUAUUAAACAAUAUUGCAACCCAUAAAAACAAAAGUGAUAUAAUUCAAACUGUAAAAGAAUGUGAUACAACAAUGAUGGAUGUUACUAUACAACACCCGGACUGUGAAGAACUUAAAGAUUUUUUUAGUCUUGUUUGGAAACUUGCCCAGUCACAUGAAAUGGCAUAUUUAAUUUCACCACCAAAUGACUGGAAAACAUCUUCCUUCAUUCAAGAUGAUUUAAAGUUUUAUGUAAAAACGAAACAUAUACACAGACUUCAAGUGUCAUCUUCUGAAAGUUUUAUAGCAUUACACUGCAUCAAAAAGCAACUUGAAAAUGACUCUGUUACCAAAUUCUCCUCUAUCCCACAACUGGGUCUGUGUGAAAUGGACUUGCCACUCUUACUAGAAACAGUGAAGAUGUUCGGUGGGGUAGACGCAGUCAACAGUGAUCAAAACUGGAAAUUAGUGGCUGAUCACAUUAGUAUACCUAAAACUGCAUCCAGGAGAGUCUCAAGGUUGGAAGAUAUUUAUUUAAAAUAUAUUUUGCCAUAUGACUUAUUGCCAGAUAAAGAAAAGGAUGAUAUACGACAGUUGGUUGAAGCAAAUUUAGACAUACUGUCGAAAAUGCCAUAUGAAAGUGUUAGCGACAAACAAGUUUCAUUGGUGACAUUUCACAGAAUGGCGUGCAACUGCCAAACAAUGUAUUGGAAGCAAAAUGCUAGUGUUAAAGAGACUGAAAAACAGUUUUGGGAAUUUGUCAGUGAUGGAAGCAGACACAUUGCAGCUGUUUCAGGUGAAAUUGAUCUAGCAGCAAACCCUCAAUCAUUUCGGCCUACAAAAUCUAAAGGUUUUUUGUGUCUUCAAGACAUUUAUUUGAAACCGGAAUCUGCCUUUAAAUGCAUGGGAAAAAUACCAAGUAGGUUGUUGUAUUGUUGUUGUCGUCGUCAUAUUUUGUGUGUAUAAAAGAAAUUAAAAUCCAACAAUUUUAGCAAGAGAAAAUUUCUAAUUCUGAUUUGUGCGUGCAUGCGAAAUUUUACAUUGGAGGUAAUACUUCCCCUUUAUAUAAAUUGUUGAUAGGUUUUUGUAUUAGUGUAAGAUAAAUAAAUAAGAGCCCUGACACUAUAGACUUUUUAAGCUUUUUGGGAAAAGGGUGAAGUCAAUCAUCAUCAUCAUCAUUCUCGGCUUAACGUCCGUUUUCCAUGCUAGCAUGGGUUGGACGGGGUAUAUUAAUGACCCUCUUCCAAUCUGAUCUAGACUGUGUUAGAUCUAAACUCAACUUCCUCUCUAUCAAGUCUGUCCUUAUAACCUCCUGCCAAGUCUUUCUCGGUCUGCCUCUGGGCUUUGCCCCAGGAACUAUCAAGUCUCUACACUUUCUUACCCAAUUAUCCUCCUCCAUUCUUUCCAAGUGCCCCAGCCAAUUCAAUCUUCUUAUCUGGAUAACAUCUUUAAUUCUACAGAGACUUAGCCUGCUUCUUAGCUCAUCUGAACUCUUUCUGUCUCUUAGACUGGCAUUACACAUCCAUCUAACCAUUCUUAUAUCAUUCCUUUCUAAACGGUCAAGAUCUUCCUGCUUCACUGCCCAUGUCUCACUACCGUACAACAUAACACUUCUUACACAGGCCUCAUACAACCUACCUUUUACCUCAAUUGACAGGACUCUGCUAGUCAAUAAAGGAAGUAACUCUCUAAACUUUUUCCAAGCAGAACCUAUCCUGCAAGUAACACUUCUUCCAACACCCCCUUCACUGCCCAACAUAUCACCUAAGUAACAGAAGUUCUUAACUAUCUCUAACGAGCCACUGUUGUACAUCAUUAAAGCUGGAAAUACUUCAUUCUCUAUAAUCUCACCUUUGCAACGCUUGCAUACAAACUGUAUGCCAGCUCUUAACCUUCCACUAAUACUACUGCACUUCUUAUGUACCCAAUGCUUGCAAGUCUGACAAAAAAUUGAGUUACUACCAACCCCUUUCCUGCAAACUCCACAAGGCCACUUUCCAACUACAAGGUCACACUUGGCUGCAAUGCUACUUAUCAUGACUUUAGACUUUGCUGUGUUUACCUUCAGCCCUUUCUCUUCUAGUCCUUUCUUCCACUUCUCAAACUUUUCAACUAAUUCUUCCAUCGACUCUGCUAUGAGAACCAAAUCAUCUGCAUACAAUAACUCCCAUGGGCAACCUGUUCUGAACUCAAUCGACAGCGCUUCUAAGACUAGAAUAAACAACAAAGGACUAAGUACAGAACCCUGAUGUACACCAACAUUUACACUAAAUUCAUCACUAAGUGAAUCGUUAAUCCUGACACGACUUCUAGCAUUGCUGUACAUAGACUGAACCAUCAUAACUAGCCACUCAUCCACACCUAAUUUUCUCAUAGCCCACCAAAUAACUUUACGUGGCACUCUAUCAAAAGCUUUCUCUAAAUCUACAAAGGCAAAAUAGAGAUUCUUUCUCUUUCCUAAAUACUUUUCCUGAAGCUGUCUGAGUAAAAAUAUUGCAUCUGUAGUGCCACGCCCUGGAACAAAACCAAAUUGCAUCUUAUCUAUAUCAAUUCUUUCUCUAAGUAACUUAUCAAUCACUCUUUCAAUAACUUUCAUUACUUGAUCAACCAACUUCAAACCUCUAUAGUUACCCCUUUCUAAUGCAUCACCCUUGCCCUUGAAACAAUUCACUAUUACACUCGACUGCCACUCACUCGGAAUAGCACCAUCCUUUAUAAUCUGGUUAGCAAGACUUGUAAUAAGCUCAACUCCAACAUAUCCAGAUGCUUUUACCAUCUCUGCAACAAUACCUGAUACUCCUGCAGCCUUGCCAAUCUUCAUUUUCCUAAUAGCCUCCACUACCCAUUC